ACAAUGCGCUUUUUAUACGAUAAAGGGUUGGUGACGGGGGAAAAAAAGAGUAGUGCUAACUUGUGAUAGUAGCAUUUCUGUUUCAAGUGCGUUAAACCGGUUGUUAACGUAUUUUGCAGCCUCUGUGGCGACUGGCGGCGCAAUGGAAGCGAAGAAGAGAAAGCGAAACUUAAACCUCCGUCCGAAGGAGUGAAAACAAAAGACUCUCCAGGUUUCUCACCUCAGUUUGGCGAGAGUCAGUAUCACAACUUUGCAUCUGCAGACUAGGCUACUUUAAAAACGAUGGGCACCAGGGAACAGCUACAGGAGCUCCUGUCAGAGUAUGUAGAAGACACGCUUAUCUGCAUUUCAACAGUGAGGGAGUUCUGUGACAAACAACAAAAAUGGUCCCUUCAGAGAGAGACAGAGCUGGAUAACAUGAGAGACAUCAAGGACAGAGUUGACCAGGUCAGCCUUAAGUUUGACCAUGUUAAGCGCUCCGAGAACAAAGCCAAGGCGUUUGGGGAAUACCUGUGGAGUGGUUUAACUCAAGUCACAGCUGACUCCAGAUACCUGGAGUUGGAGAAGGAACUGGGCGCCGUCCUGAAGGACACGCUUGAGGGGCUGGAGAAACUUGAUCACUUUCUGGAUGCAAUGGAGAAGCUCACAGUGACCUCCCUCUUUGUCUUCAUUGGACAGAGCUUCUUGCCAAAAGAAGCGAGUCCUGAAAGUGUGCGUUCAGUCAUCACAGCUGCCAGAAUGGCUUCUCCUCUCCUCAUCCACUUUAAACGAAAUGCAGAAACUUUCUUCCUUCCUUCACUCAAUAAUCUGGAUGUCCUGGCCUUUCAACUAGACAAAUACAUACGUAUCACUGAACAAAUCUGUGAGAAGAUGGAGAAAAAAUCUAAGAGUGUGUUUUGGUUUGAAGAUAUCCAUAGUCUUAAGAAGGGUGAGCCUGUAGUGAAGUUCAGCUUGAACUUAAGUGAGGACUCCAUGCAAAAAAUGCUUGAUCAUUUGAAGCAGCUGUGCAAAAUAAGGAUGGACCAGCACACCAGACUGACCUUCAUUUUUCAGGAGCAUGCUCAGCCCUUCAUUGGUGUAUUUAGUCAGCGUUGCUCUAGGAUGGAGCAGUUUCUGUCAGAUCUGGAGGAGAGCGCAGUUCAGUUGGACAGGAUGAAGAUGGGAGCCAGUAUCUCCACUGUGGCUGGCAGUUCAGUGGGCAUAGCAGGGGGAGUCUUGUCCAUCGUUGGUCUUGCUCUUGCUCCCGUCACUGCAGGAGUGUCGCUGGCUCUGACGCUGACUGGUGUCAGUCUAGGGAUGACCAGUGGAGUAAAUAGUGUCGUCACAGGCAUCACUGAGGCAGCAGUCAACAGCCAUCAUGGGAAAAAUGCGCAGAACAUUUUCCAGAGAUACAUGGAUGAUGUGGGGAAGAUUCUAGACUGUCUGGAGCAGGCCAGUAAUGAGGAGCGUUUAGAAGGGCUUGAUGUUGUAGACAUGUUUGGAGCUGGAAAGUUGAUAGCUCGUGCAGGAGGCGUGGCCAAAGGUAUUGAUGCCCUGGUAGAUGCAGCUUCAGCUGUCAAGGUUCUCAAAACUGAGGAGGUGAUUGCGACUGCAGCCAAGGUUGGGCUCCAGGAGGCGCAAAGUGCUCGGAGCAUUCCCAAACUGGCUGCAGACCUGCCCGACAUUGGGCAGCUGGCGAAAGGGACGCCACUAGCGCUUUCAAAGUCUGCUAGAGCUGGAUUUAUCACUCUAAAUGCCCUCUUCAUUGGCUUAGAUGUCCUAUUUAUUUGCAAAGACAGCAUAAGUCUGGCCAAAGGAAGCAAGAGUGAAGCCUCUCAACUCAUCCGCUCCAGAGCAGCUCUGUGGAAAUCUGAGCUGGAGGCCUGGCAGAAGAUCCAUGAUUCCUUAUGCAUUGGGAUAUGGAGGUUUAGGAGGAGCCAGGAAGUGGUGGAGCAACUCUUUCUGCCUUAAAUUGGUUAUUUGCUGCUAAAGUACUUUUCAAUAUUCAAGAAGAAUUGAGAUAAACAUUAAACCAUCCAUUCCUGUUAGAUCUUCUGUCCUGGAACACUAAUCUGUUAUCAACAUUUAUGUCUUUUUAAGCUUUCUGACUUGUUAAUAAUUCAUUUUAGUAAAAAUGUAAGCACAUAAUACAUGAAUGUUAAUAUAUAUAUAUAUAUAUAUAUAUAUAUAUAUAUAUAUAUAUAUAUAUAUAUAAA
Molecule: messenger RNA, 2195 nt
Organism: Puntigrus tetrazona (Sumatra barb)
Lineage: Eukaryota; Metazoa; Chordata; Actinopteri; Cypriniformes; Cyprinidae
Gene: apol
Product: apolipoprotein L
Exons: 5
Coding region: 283-1950 (555 amino acids)
Biological process (GO): lipoprotein metabolic process; lipid transport
Cellular component (GO): membrane; extracellular region
Molecular function (GO): lipid binding
Source: RefSeq, a predicted model, not a curated record